AUGAGCGACCACUAUACUACUGACAGUAGCAGCAAAUCCCAUGCAUCGGCUGUCAGCUCUUCAUCCUACCAUCGGGCGUCAACAGACGGCCAACCAAACGCUAUAGCCACAGCAGCAACAGCAUUCCAAACCCGUGUUGGCGCUGUGCCAUCAUUUGCUCCCAAAAACCAAUCUCUGAGAGACAUGCACAUGGGGACAACCACGUUAGCACUGAAACUGGAGCCCUCUAUCCCCUCCAAAGUAUCGUCCAGCAGCCAGAGAACGUCAUUCAAUGUCUCUGUGUUUUCAGGGCCACAUUAUCAGCCUGAGAACUACGCUGUCAAACCAAAUACAGAUUAUGGGAACAAAUACUUUUUACCCGAGCACUUUCCGCCAUCCUCAUCCGAAGCGAGGUACCUCAUGCCCAGCCUUGCUUAUCAUUUCCAAAGCGCUUUGAAAGAUGGGUCUCAUUUUGAAUCUUACAGUGAUUAUAACGCAGAGGACCCAGAGAACUUUAGACAUGCUUAUGGUGUUCAACAUCAACCCAAUCAAUUAAUAGACCUGUAUAUGAACCCAGACGGAGCGGGUCAGUCGUACAAAGCCAUAGCGCAGAUAGCACCAUUUAAUCCAACUCGAUUGCAACAGGAGAGACCACAUUCAUCCACACCGACUCCACAUCAACAGUUCCUGGACCAGCCAUACCAAUCAGCCACAGCCUCUCCGCUAUCAGACACAUCAUCACAGGACGAACGAGUGAAUCAAAUCCUGGAAGCCGCCAAUCUUUUGGAUUUUAACAAUCAAUUUUCACUCACGACAAAUGACAAUAAUGCGGCAAUCAGGAACGCCAGAGAGAAACACACAGCCAGACGGCCUACAUCGCAUGCAGCAGACUCUGACACAGAUGGCGAGGGUUUGGGUAAUCACAGUUGUCGAGUCAAACAGGAGAGAGACAGUGCUGUCUACGUAUCAGCAUCAUCUUUCAAACGAGAUCAGCAUGGCAAACGAAAGCAUCGGUCGUCUCCUCCAUCCUACAGAUCCAAAGAUCCGUCACAGCAAACCCCACCGAAAGGCUCUCGAAGAACAGCAGGAAAGACCGUUGCUUGUUUACCACCUCCCAAUGCCAACACGAGCUUCCAUGACGACGAUGAUACCGUGGUGUCUCUUUAUUCCGCUCAAUCCAGCCCUCAUGCAGACUAUGCCGUUCUCUCUGACACGGCCGAACAGGAUGCUGCAGAGAGCGAUAACCGCUCUGCAGUAGAAGGAGCUGCUGAAAAGCGUCUCAAAGCCAAAGAAUGGCCGAUUCCCACCAAGACAUUGGCCAUCAACAAAUGCAGAGAUUGGGGCAAAUUUUUGCAAUCAUGGCGUAUCAAAAAAAGGCCCUUGGUGUGUUCCAUCUGCUUGGACCCUGUCAUUAACAGCGAAGCACCUUCUGUUGUUUAUUGCGAUUCGCCGCAAUGUGAUGUGCUGAUUCAUCGUAGUUGUCUGAACAGAACCGAAUUGCCUAUGCUUGUUCAAAAGUAUUGGCUGUGUGAUAAAUGCUUCUUUCUGGAUACGAUGGAUCAAGAUUGCCCCUUUGUGGUGACUUGUGCACUGUGUCCCAAUACCAAUGGCUUGUUCUGCAAAUUGAGCCCGUAUUUACAUGAUAUUCCCUGGGUCCAUUUCACGUGUGCUAAAGUGUUUCAGGCACGGCCUGGCGAUUUCAGCUAUCAGGCAGAUUUGGGUGAAUACGAAGCACGGUUUGAUUUGAUACCGAUUGACAGAUUUUCAAAGACAUGUGCAUCCUGUGCUGAUCCCAUCUACGCCAGUUACGGUGCCAAAGUGACAUGCUCAGAUUGUGACAAAUCAUUCCAUGUGACAUGUGCUCAGAUGAAUCAAGUGCAGGUGUCACUGAAAAGUGGCAAUGCCAGGUGUUUGAGUCAUUUCAAGCCCGACAGUAGAGCGAGCCAGCAAAUACAGAGUUCAAAAGAUUACAGUACUUGGGUGAGCCUCAAGGAAGCUUACUUGUUGAAACAGUUCAACAAGAAUUCACGGAUGUUUGCCAUUGAUAUUUGGAAGACAUUGGCCAAGGACGCAGCAUCCUUCUCGAUGGGGAAUCGCAAGAUCAAUGCUCUCUAUAUUCGAUUUCUUCAUCGCAUCAAGCAUGUCCAUUAUGAGGUAGAGGGUACGCGAUACAGUCAAUGGAUCAACUACACACUCGCCUUUUUUAAUGCCGUGUACUCUGCUCGAGACAUGGAAUCCUACACGGUUUCUUUCAGCUCUGAACUGUUUGCAAGCCAUAAACUGAUCUGGAAACACUACAAUUUCUGGCAAGAUGCCAAUGAAGCAUCUCCUCAACCAACAGCCAUAGCAGCAACAGAAACAAGAGACAGCGUGGAUUUCAUGAACAACAACGGCUAUGACGACCAUCCGGAAAUAACGGGGGGAAACCAUGCCAUAUCCCAAGAUCCGGUGGAAACCAUGGACCCUAGUUCGCCAUGGCUCAUGCCCCCUCAUCUCAAAUCAUCCCAUCAAAUCUGUUCCAUUUGUAAAAAGACAAGGCUCCCUGCUGAAGUGUGCGCCAACUUGGGUAUCACUGAAGCUUACUUGAAAAAUCUAGAGACAACAAAGGACAAGAGACCGCCUGGGCACACUGGAAACAAGUCGUUUUGGGACCCUCGCGUCUUUAUUCAAUGCUCCAGAUGUUUGUCUAUUUUGCAUUGUGGUUGCCCUGAAACGCCCAUCAAAAAACAUCCUGAAAAAAAUAAGGUGUUUGUGUGCAUAUUUUGUGAUCGACACGGAGAAAUGGCAGCGGCUCCUCAAGCACUAGGCUCAAGAAGAAGUCGAAAGAUAAACUAUAAAGAAUAA
Molecule: messenger RNA, 2823 nt
Organism: Mucor velutinosus
Lineage: Eukaryota; Fungi; Mucoromycota; Mucoromycetes; Mucorales; Mucoraceae
Exons: 4
Coding region: 1-2823 (940 amino acids)
Biological process (GO): histone catabolic process
Cellular component (GO): Lid2 complex
Molecular function (GO): ubiquitin-protein transferase activity
Source: RefSeq, a predicted model, not a curated record